This is a messenger RNA of Asterias rubens (European starfish), 3294 nucleotides long. RefSeq names its product E3 ubiquitin-protein ligase BRE1A-like. Gene Ontology annotation, molecular function: metal ion binding; ubiquitin protein ligase activity. Gene Ontology annotation, cellular component: HULC complex; nucleus. The coding region runs from base 38 to 2971 and encodes 977 amino acids. The transcript is spliced from 19 exons. The record is from RefSeq and is a predicted model, not a curated record. NCBI's taxonomy places the organism in Eukaryota, Metazoa, Echinodermata, Asteroidea, Forcipulatida, Asteriidae.
UUUCGACUGAGUCGCAAAUGGCGCCCGCGGAUCGCUCAUGAAAAACAAAACCAGCAUGUCCAGCAAACGCAAUGCAAGCGAGAUUUCCUCCUCGCCAACACCUGGUGCGUCCACCAGUGUUGGCAAAGAGGGCACCGAGCCAGCGUCAAAACGCAUCCACAUUGAGCCAAUGAGGCUUGGUGCUGUAUCUUCACAGGAAGAGAUGGAUGUAAAGAUCUUGCGUUUCCAGAACCGCAAACUCGCUGAACGUCUCGAGAUGCGCUCAGUGAUGGAGAGUGAGUUACGGAAUCGCAUUGAGCGUCUUGAACAACGACAAGGAACGGAUGAGAUUGUGCUGGGCUUGAUGAAUAAAUACUGGACUCAGCUCGAAGAAGACAUCCGCAUUCUUCUCAAGAGGGUUGAAACGAAAGGCGUGUCAGUGGUCAAGAAAGAAAACAACCCAGACGUCAAGCCAGUCAUUAAGGAAGAGAAUGACCAGAUGGAGACUGAUGAGGCAACGGCGACAGCGGGGGAUGAGACGGGGUCUGGAGCAGGGGAUGGAACGCCUCAAGUUAAAGUCAAGGAGGAACCGUCUGAGAUGGAGGUGGAAACGGAAAAGAAAGAUACAGUUGUUGUCAAGGAAGAGAAGAAAGCUGAGACAGAAACCAUCACCUCCUUCUUAGCAACCCUAUCAAGCUGUGACCAGACUGAGAUUGAUCAACAGAUGCAAGAACGCUGUAAAUUCUCUAAGGAGGCUGUGACCAGAUUAGUCAAUUCCAUCACUGAAAUGCAGAACAGGUAUAAGACGAUGGCUGCAGACAUUCAAAAUAGAAGUGAUGUUGAUGAAGCAGUGAAGGCAACUAAUGCAGAAUUGACCAAUGAAAAUCAACGACUCCAGGAAAUGAUCAACUCACUGCAAGAACAACAUCAAAAGAUGACGUUACAGUUCACUGAACAGAGUGACAAACUAGGAGCAGCUGAGACUAAGUUAGCGGAAGCCCAUAACCUGAUAGAAGACCUUCGGUUUGAUCUGAGUCAGGCACGGCAGAGAGCACAGAAACUUGAGAUCCUCCUUGAAGAAAGUUACACUAAGCUCAGAAACGCAACUCUCAUCCCUGGACAUAUAUUUGGUGAUGGCUCAGCAGGGCUCUCCUCACAACAACUUCAGACUUUUGUCAACGAGUUGGAAGAGCACAAGGAGUUAGCAACAAACCGUCUAGUGGAACUUGAGAGGCUGCAGGAGAAACAUCAAGAACUUGUUAUGGAAUCAGAACAACUCAAGAUGGAUCUUCAACGUCUUCCUGAUUCUAUCGUCAUGGAUAGGGCACCCUAUAAGAACCUUCAGUCUCAGUUCUCCGUACUCUAUAAGGAGGCGCAAGAAAUGAAGACACAGUUUGAAGAAACGAGGAAUCUUCUUCAGCAGACGAAAGGAACUCAUCUAAGACAGAUGGAACAGAUGGAGAGUGAUGAACUUGCUUGCCAGAAGAAACUAAGAACCGAAGUGAUCCAGUUGGAGGACACAUUGUCUCAAGUCAGGAAAGAAUAUGAGAUGCUACGAAUUGAGUUUGAGCAGAACCUAGCAGCCAAUGAGCAAGCAGGUCCAAUCAAUCGAGAGUUACGUCAUUUAGUUUCAAGUUACCAGAGUCAUAACACUCAACUCAAGGGAGAAAUUAAUCGCUAUAGACAUAAACUCAAAGAGGCUCAAGCUGAAGUCAUGAAACUUAAAAGUGACAUGGCCUCUCAUGGCCACAGUAGUAGCAGCUCAACCUCAAGUAGUAGUGGUUUAGACCGGAGGGAGGUAAGCCACGAGAAGGAACAGCAACAGAAACGAGAGGAGGUGAAUAUUCACCAUGACGACCGGCGGGAUCCGAGGGAGAAAGAGAGGGAAAAGGAACGAGGCAAAGAAGAGAAGAAAGAAAUGGGGAAAGAAGCAGAGAUCAUCAAGGACCUCCGGGCUAAUCUGAAAAAAUCACAGGAAAAUCAGAAAGAGAUGAAACUUCUUCUAGACAUGUACAAAGGCUCUGCCAAGGAGCAGCGAGACAAAGUUCAGCUGAUGGCUGCAGAGAGGAGGUCUCGUGCUGAGGUUGAAGAUCUCAGGAUGCGACUACGACACAUUGAAGACAGAGAAAGACAAGAAAGUCGAAAGCUAGCGGAUGAAGAAGCCAUCAGGAAGAUACGAAGCUUAGAGGAAACCAUUUAUCAACUUCAGAAGAAACUUGCGGAUAGAAAACAGGAGGAGGAAGCCUUAUUAUCGGAGAUGGAAGUAACUGGUCAAGCCUUUGAAGACAUGCAAGAGCAGAACACGAGGCUACUACAACAGCUUAGAGAGAAAGAUGACGCAAAUUUCAAACUCAUGUCUGAGAGGAUAAAAUGCAAUCAGAUACACAAACUCCUACGCGAAGAGAAAGAUGUCUUAGCCGAUCAGGUGGCUACGCUACAGACCCAAGUAGAUGCUCAGAAUCAAGUGGUCCGUAAACUGGAAGAGAAGGAGAGGAUCUUGCAGAAUAAUCUCUCUACUAUGGAUAAGGAGAUUAGUCUACGACAGCAAUCAUUGGAACUCAAUAAAAGAAAGGCUCUUGAUAACACCCAAUCAGCAGCCGACUUAAAGAUGCAGCUCGACAAGAUCAAUGGACGAAUUGAAGAACUUCAGAGAUUAGUGAAAGAAAAGUCGAGUGCAGUCGAGCAAGAGAAUCAUAAAUUCCGAAGGGCCCAGGAAGAAUCUCAACAUCUUAGGAGGAAAGUAGAGCGAUAUAAGAGGAUGGAGCUAGCAAGUAGCACUGAUGAGGUGCUGAUGGAAGAAAUUAGGACUUAUAAGGAGCAACUUACUUGCCCAUGUUGUAAAAAAGGCCGGAAAGACGUGGUACUGACCAAGUGUUUCCACGUAUUCUGCUUUGAGUGUAUAAAGACUCGGUACGAAACGAGACAACGAAAAUGUCCCAAGUGCAAUGCAGGCUUCGGUGCCAACGACUACCACCGCAUCUGGUUAUCGUAAUUUAGUUUUUACCUCUUUUGAAUUUGUAUUUAUUUUAUUUUAAUUUGAUGUUUCAAGCAUUUUUAUGCCAGAACCUCCUCUCAGGGCCCAAUUUUAUAAAGCUGUUUAGCAGAAAAUGCUGCUCAGCAAAUUUCUUUGCUGAGAAGGAAAUUGAUGCGGCACCUGUGGCAUCAGUAUAAACUUGAUGGAAUGUUGGCUUGUAAUCUUUUUCUGCUCAGCAGGAUUUUUCUGUGCUUAGCAGGAUUUUGUGCUAUCAGGCUUUAUGAAAUAGGGCCCAGGGCUUAAGCAUGUGAAGCUGUUUGCUUAUACAAAGAAUAUUGCUU